GUCGUCUGUAUCCAUUGAUAUUAAGCUCACACACACAAGCAGAUUGCACUGACUGCUCAACCAGCACCUACAAUAUUCUACCUGCUGCAAAAACCAUCAGGAUACAGAACUACAACAAGGGCUCAUGGAGGCAGCACUGAUUUUCCUUUGUUCUGCUCUGGUUCCAGUACUAGGUGUCAGUGAGGAGGUUAAGGAUCAAGACCCAUUUCACUAUGAUUAUGAAAGUUUGCGCAUUGGAGGGCUUGUCUUUGCAGUUGUCCUGUUCACCCUGGGGAUCCUUUUAAUUCUUAGUCGGAGGUGCAGAUGCAACAAUUUGAACCAGAAACAACGGGCUCCUGGAGAUGAAGAAGCUCAGGCUGAAAACCUCAUUGCCUCAAAAGCUAGGGGAUCCCAGAAAGCAGAAAACUGAGAAACAAUCUACAUAACCAGGGACUUACAGAGAACAAUCUACGCAAAAAACAAACCCUUCACCUACAGUUAAUAUCCCUCUCGGCCGCCUCCCCGUUUGACUGUACUGUGUCCAUUCUGUGCUUGGUAGCAUCAUCGUCCUAGGUUUCAAAAGUUCUGUGCCCUGUUCGCUAAUCUUAUCACUUACUUUGGGAAUGAACAUAUGUAGGAGCCUUGGAAAAAUAAUCAAGAAUCUGAAACAAAUCAUGAGCCACUGCUUCCUCCACUGUCACUGAUUAUGUAGGUUUAUAGUACGUACAGUUGUUCACAUCACCAAUCACAAGACAGCAGUUAAUCUCAGUUUUUCAAUAGCCAGCUAUAUGCUGUAGCCAUCCUUGCACAAUACAUUUUCUAAAUCAGUGUAUAAAAUGGUGUUUAAUUCUAUAUUAUAGGCAGUCCUGUUGGACAGACUGUAAUUGUGUUUGUGCCUUUUAAUGUUCUUGUUGGUGUGUACUGGGGAGCUACAUAUGUGUACAUCAUAUAAAUAUAUAUCUAUAUAAAUAUAUUGUAUGAAGAAGAAUCAUUUUAAUCUUCAGUGGCUAAGCACCAUAUUUAUCUGUAACAAGCAUAACUCUGUGAGGUAUAAAGAUGAAAGCGUUAUUCAUCUCAUAUUAAAUACUGAUGAGAUCUGUCCUUUAAUCUGUAGUCUCAAGAUAAAACCUGUGUUCUGCUGAAUCGCCUGUGUUUAUACAUCUCCUAAGAGAUACGUGAAAAUAUCAGAAAAAAUGAUAUUAUGCAAAGCUGUAUAACACUUUUAUGCAAAGCAAUGCAUAGAGGAUAUCAUUAUGUAUUCUAUACAGAACCAAGGGGAAGUAUCAGUUUGAAGAACAUGUGUUUAUAUAUCUCCUGAGAGAUACAUGAAACUAUCAGGUCAAAAAAAUUAUAUUAUGCAAAGCUGUAUAACACUUUUAUGCAAAGCAAUGCAUACAGUACAGGAUAUUAUUGUGUAUUCUAUACAGAACCAUGGGGAAGUAUCAGUAUGAAGAAUAUGUUACUGGCCUGCUAGCUCAGCUGAAUUAGUCAUUUUGUGUAUGUAUGUUUUCUCUGCUUUCCAGUUUAUGUGAUGUUUUAUUAUAAAAUGAUGAUUCUCAGUUCCAAGGAAUGGCAUAAAACUGGAAGCAAAGAGGAACACCCCAAUAUUAUAUUGUUAAACCUUACACUAGCUAUGGCAUAGACUUUAAUGCCACACUGUGAUACACUGUAGAGGUCCUGAAAGACUGAUACUUUCCCUUUUGGUAGGAACGCUUAAGACAUAAAAUACUUACUACCACUGUACUCUAUAUCAGGUCUGUCGCAGGAAAUAUUAAUAUCAGUUUAGUCAGCGUGAGCCAUUUGAAAAUUAACAAACUGCUGGUUGAAAUAAAAAAAACAAACAAACAAAAAAUUAAUGAAAGGCGGUCAUUGGCAGGUUUUUUAUUUACUGGAAUAUGAGCUGUGCUUUCCACUCAGUUUGAUGUGCUCUUUUUCUGCUGUUCUUUGUCUGUCUGGUCCCUGUGCAGACAUGGUUAUUCAGUGGCAUGUUCUUACACAACAACGUGUAGCAGUCUGUUUCCUUCAGUAUGAACCGAUCUUGCUGUGAUUCUGGGGCAAAAAGAGCUUCUUCUAUAAUCAAAUGCUAGCAAUUUUUUUUAUUGUAUGUGUAUUUCUAGUGCUGUCAAACAAAUGUGAAAUAAAACUGUAUUUUUAUCCUCA
Molecule: messenger RNA, 2139 nt
Organism: Xenopus laevis (African clawed frog)
Lineage: Eukaryota; Metazoa; Chordata; Amphibia; Anura; Pipidae
Gene: fxyd6.S
Product: FXYD domain containing ion transport regulator 6 S homeolog
Biological process (GO): regulation of monoatomic ion transport
Cellular component (GO): plasma membrane; membrane
Molecular function (GO): ion channel regulator activity; sodium channel regulator activity
Source: RefSeq, marked provisional